This is a messenger RNA of Closterium sp. Yama58-4, 1959 nucleotides long. NCBI's taxonomy places the organism in Eukaryota, Viridiplantae, Streptophyta, Zygnematophyceae, Desmidiales, Closteriaceae. The record is from the annotation of a GenBank genome assembly.
AUGCGACACACUGCCUGGCCCAGCGACGCGGACCUGCAACUAUCCGACGACAGAGACGGCCGCUUCGCGGGUGGAUGGGGCGGAGGGGGGAACAUGGGCCAAGGGCUGGCGGCGCAGGGGGAUGGGGGGAGCGCGGGGAAUGGUAGCUGGGGUUGGCGCAACUGGAAGGGUGCGGGGGAAGGUGAGCUGGGCGGGGGGCUGAGUGAAGCGCGGAGGAGGGAGGCGCUGCAGGGGCAGGAGUGGGGCAGCAGAGGGGCGCGGCUGAGAGCGCGGGCUGCGGGGGAGCAGAGCCGGCGAGGCGUGGGCGGUGGGGGCGCGGGGGAGCAGCGGGCGGAGGUUUCAAGGGGCGAGCAGGGCGGCGAGGGGGCGAGCGAAGGGGCAGCGGGCAGCAGCGGUGGCGGAGGCGGGCAGCAGUAUGGCGUGCAAGCAGUGCAGCGGGAGGCGUGGUGGACGGCGUUCCAGAGAGGCGCGGCUCGCGCGUGUGCCCCCCACGGCGCGCCUGUCAGUGGCGGACCUGACACUGCCGGACGCGCGGUGGCUGCUGGUGGUGCCGCGGCACGGCGUGGGCAACUGCGAGGGUGGGUGUCCGCCGUGCCCUACGCCGUGUUGUCCGGCCGCACCCUCGUGCGCGCCCACGCCGCACAGCACAGCCGCGUGCUCGACACCCUCUGCCUCGCCUUCCACUGCGCCUUCCCCGCGCUGCAAGGCCCGCUCUCCCUCGCUGCCACUGCAGGGCAGGGCGGCAGGGCGGGGAGUGAGGGCGAGAGGGAGAGGGAGGCGGAGGAGGUGAUGGCGGCAGUGAGGGCGCUCGACCCCAUGUUCUUCCUGGAGAUCUCCGACACGCCUCAAGCGGUGGCGGAGACAGUGCCAUCGGACUACCCCCUACUGGCCACGCGUGCCGGAACCUUCUUUGAUGCCUUCUGGGAGCGCUCGCCCCCGCUGCGCGCCUGUGUCUUUGCCGCCUUCCACUGCGCGUCCCUCCACUGCGUGCGCUCCAAAGCCCUCUUCGCCCUCCUCGGCGCCGGCCCCUCCCCCGCCCUGCUGCUCGCCACCCGCUCCGUGCUGCGCGGCCCAGCCGGCAGUGAGGGGGAGGAGGUGGGCCGUGCAGGUGCAGGGGAUGAGGGGAAAUCUGGCGGGGUAGGGAGGAAGGGUGGUGAGAGGGCAGGUGCAGGGCGCGUGGCGGAGCAGCAGACGCACAAGGGGCUGACAAGGGUAGGUGAGGCGGCCCCUGGGCAGUCCACCAAGCGGCACCUCCUUAGUGUGGGGGGCAAGGUUGCAAGGGACGGAAGGGGGAGGGGUGGAGGGGCGGCGGAGCAAGGGGAGGUGGUGGGGGAGGGGGCGGUGUGGUUUGAUGUGGCGGUGCAUGUGCGCACUCGCACUCUGGCCGUGGAGAAAGCCGUCAAGCCCGGCAGCACCGACACGCAGUGGCAGGGGUGCACCGAUGCAGACGCCCACCCCCCCGCGUCGCCAUUCAUGCAGGACUGCCUGUGGCGCUGCGUGCUCUCCACCGUCGCCCUCCUCGCUGCCAACUCCACCACCAGCACCAGCAGCAGCAGCAGCAGCGGCAGCAGCGGCCAUGCGGACACGCAAUCAGUGCCCUCGGCAGGAGAGCGGGGAGGGAGGGGGGUGUCGGUGUUUGUGGCAACGGACAACGAGGAGCUGCGGCCCGCGUUUGUGGAGCGCCUGCAGCGCAUGGAGGGAGCACACGUGUACUGGUCCGCAGCAGCAGUGCGCCACACGUCCAAGGCGGGCACCGAUGGGCAGGCGGGGCAGGGGGGCCUGCAUGGGCUGGCGGACUGGUGGUUGCUGUCACGCGCCUCUGCUGUGCUGCAGGUGGCACAUGCGAGCUCCUUUGCCUACUUUGCUGCUCUCUUUGCUAACAGCACUUUUGCUUCGAUUUCCACGCUAAAUGGCCGCUGUGAUGUGCAUUAUGAGCAUAUAGCUGAACCUGUUACAUGA